This is a messenger RNA of Entrophospora candida, 684 nucleotides long. The record is from the annotation of a GenBank genome assembly. NCBI's taxonomy places the organism in Eukaryota, Fungi, Glomeromycota, Glomeromycetes, Entrophosporales, Entrophosporaceae.
AUGGGUGCAACACUUACAAACCACACUUAUCAAGAUUUUCAUAACUAUUGGGCUUGUUCACCAGUCAGAGAAAAAGUUUUGAAUUGGUCCGCAACAAAAUAUUGCACUAAAAAAUUAUUACUUUUAACUAUGUCACCACAAUCUUCAAUGGCGGUAACUUUGGAACAAUCCCAUCAAAGGAUUCCUGGUAAAUUUCAUCCGUAUUACUUUGACGCAAAGUACGUUGAAUUUUCUGAACCAACAUGUUCACCGUAUGAACUUGGAUUCAAUUCUCGAAAACAAAAUGACGAUAAUUUAGAAGAUUUUAAUAGCAAUAGAAACACUAAUUUAAUUUACAAUCAAUUAUUCGAUAAUAAUUGUUGCCUUGAUUCACCACCACAAACAUUACAACAACCUCAAUUAUUACAAUCAUCUCUUCAAACCAAUACUUCUAUGACUGCCCCUGAAAUUCAAAUUACUCCUGAUGAUGGCAACGACUGUGAUAACAUUUCCACCACUGCCAAUUAUAUAAUGGUCAGAAAAAUGGACUACGAGCAAAACACAUCUCAAGAAGCAUCCUCCAGUAAAGGUAAGAGAAGAAAGGCACAAUAUUGUGAUUUAGAGGGUCAAGAUGAUGUUGUAUGCGAUUAUGAAAUUAAUAAUGCUUCUAUAAUAUCUGAUAAAGUUACUAUACCAGAUAUUUAA